AUGCUCAAAACGCUCUUCGCCCUCCUGCUCGCCGUUCUCCUAAUGCUGUCAGUUUCAGCGGCUCCAGGUAGGGUGUCAAUUUCAGAAAACUUCCGGUUUUCGUAGAUUCUCUACAACUAACUAUAUCAGUACCGUAAUAAUCCACCUUUAAAGUGCACAACUUUUCAUAUUGUCUUUCCAAGAAAGGAAGAGUACUGAUAGUCUCAAGGGAUUUUUGUUUUCGAGAUGAUGUCAUUUGACUCAAAAGUGUACAAUAUACUAUUUGGAAUACUAAUUUUGUACCCCCUUUUCCAGAGAAAAAGUGUACAGAAUUUUAAUAGGAGUUUUUGCUACGAUCAAAAAGUUCAAAGUUUAGCCAAUUUUUUCUCUAGAUUUAAAUUAGCAAAUUAUGAAUUUUAUACGAAUUUGAUUGUUUCAAAAAAAAAGUGCAAAACCUUUAAGGACUCUUCGAGUUGCCGUCGCGUUCGGUCCGUCUCAUCCGUUCGGAUCCGGCCGCCUACGAUGGCUACGAGAACAGCUUCUAUCGCGGAUACGGAGCCGAUCAGCAGUUCCGAUUCAACUCGCAACCCUCCUGGUGA
Molecule: messenger RNA, 578 nt
Organism: Caenorhabditis sp. 36 PRJEB53466
Lineage: Eukaryota; Metazoa; Nematoda; Chromadorea; Rhabditida; Rhabditidae
Source: the annotation of a GenBank genome assembly